This is a messenger RNA of Uranotaenia lowii, 6868 nucleotides long. It is a transcript of the gene lilli, whose product is annotated as AF4/FMR2 family member lilli. Gene Ontology annotation, cellular component: nucleus; super elongation complex. The record is from RefSeq and is a predicted model, not a curated record. The transcript has 14 exons. Bases 63 to 4937 code for a protein of 1624 amino acids. Lineage: Eukaryota; Metazoa; Arthropoda; Insecta; Diptera; Culicidae. Gene Ontology annotation, biological process: regulation of gene expression.
ACGAUCAGCUGCUUUAUUGGGUCCUCCUCAACAAUCCGCAGCACAGUCCCUCUGAUCAGGACAUGCAGAUCGCCUUCAAGCUGGGAAACUACGACCUGGCCCGGCAGCACAUUCUGGAUCCGGCCUAUCCGAUGGUGGGAAUCGCGCCGAGCCCAGCCACUCCGCAGCGGCCCAACAUGUCCGUCAGCAGUGUGCUGACGAGCAGCCUCCUCAACGCUUCCUCCCAGUCGCAGCAGCAGCAAAAUUACCAACGAACGCAGCAGCAUCCGCCAAAAAAUCUUAGCAAUAAUAGUAGUAGUAGUAACAAUAGCAGCAAUAGCCUCAUCAGCAACCACACCAAUAACAGUAGCAGCAGCAACAGUUCUGGGGGCAGUGCCGGAUCCGGAAACUUUGCCAAGCCCAUCUAUAACGGCCGGUCCGGAAGCGGCCGAAGCUACGGGUUGCCACCGCCAGCUUUGGCCGGAACCGGAUCCGGACCGUUCUCCAAGCAUGAGGGCCAUUCGAAGGUGCCGCCCCCGCCGCUGAUGAAUGGCCGCACGUCCGGUUCCGGAGCUGCUAUCGGUGAUAAGUUACCUCCCUCGCAAAUGCCAAACGGCCGGCUGCCGCCAGCUCAGGUGUCGAACGCAAAAAUGCCUCCUAGAGUAAAUCUUAGCGAACCGACGACGCCACUGAAGACGCCGGACAUUAUGGUGCAGAGUCUGCUGAGUGAGAUUAAGACGUUCAACCAGCUGACGCCGCUGACGGAAAUCGGCGCCACCCCACGGAAGGAUUGGAGCAAUCCGGCCGAGAGCGGUUCCUUUAGCUUUAACAAACCGAACAAGUUCAAGUACGCGCCGUUGGUGAAACCGACGACAUUCAAGGCGCCACAAAUGCUGAAACCAAUAAGUUCCCCGAACGGUUCGGAUAGUGAAGAUGGUGCCUACAAGAAGCGCAACUCAAGUGAUACCUCAUCGAAUGAUAGUGCGGAUGAAUCGUCCAGUGAAGAUUCCUCCAACGUUGGCCAGAAGCCGGUGGGAAGCAGCAGCGGUGCUGGAGAAGUAAGCGGCGGUCUGACCACGAGUUUAGCCACCGAUACGAUCGGUGGAACUGGCGCAGGAGUAAAUGCGAAUGUCGCCGGAAGCAAUAGUCCGCCUAGACCAACCAAGGAUUGGUCGUUAGAGAAUUUUCUCACCCUACAACCAUUACCAAACGAAAGCAGUAACAAUACUCAGAUGGUAGCGGGAGGUCUCGGUAAUCCGAGUUCAGUUGGUUCCAGUCACAAUUUGAACAUGAAUGAAAAUUCGAACUCGCCGCUGAUGCCUGGUUCGCCUCCGACGACGACAAUCAAAAAUGAACCACCCACGCUGGAGGACGACCACAGUAGUAGCAAUCCGGAAGGGGUUUUUGUCAAACAGGAACCCUAUCCAAGUGAAAAUAGUAACAGCAGUGCAGCCGGGAUCCCCUCAGGGACGAACAGUUCGACCUUGCCCGGACUGAACGGAACAGCAAUACUACAAGAUUUCAACAAACAUGAAAAAGACGAUUUGGAACUGAGCAGUCCGGCUAAAAGCCCUGAGAAAAGUUCCGAAAAAGACUCAAACGAUCCAGUAGACAGUAUAGAAUCUGACGAAGUUAGCAAGGCGCUAUUAAAAGUCAAAGAACUGAAAAAUAUUUUACCUUUAUCGGGGAUAUCCGAUAUCGAUGACAAUAACCUUGAACCAAGUGGAAAUACCAGUAACACUGGCACAAACGUUCAGCAACGAGUGGUCCAAAGAGUGAAACGAAAAUGGAAAGGUUACAAACCUGCCCAGGAACGGGGACGAGAUACUUCCAGUAGUAGCGAUGAUGAUGGAUUUUCCAGUGCACGUCGUAGUCGGUCCCAAUCCUUCGAAAAAGAUAAAGUGAGCAAAAGCCGGGGGCGACCGAGGAAAAAUCCUUCAACCAUUGUAGGAACAGGUGGAGGGGGUUCAUCGAUUGUUGGCUCCUCGAGUGCCCGACAAUCGGACGCCGAUUCAGUCACCAGUAACAACAGCAAACGGAGGCUUUCCAUUUCUUCAACCAAGACGGUUUCUUCAACGCCGAGCAAAAAGGACGCUCCGACGACGCCGGCCAAAAAGGCUGCCGUUCGAAGGCGACCUUCUAGAGCUAAUCCAAAGUUCCCGAGCAAAGAGGUGAUAUCGACGACGGAGGAUUCCGAUUCAGAACCUUCCUCGGCCCGGCCCUUCCGGGACAACGUGGCGACGACUGGCGGCAACAGCGAAAGCGACAGCAAAAAGAAAAGCCCCGAGAAGACCAAAAGUGCCAAUUCCAGCUCUGCCGUUAAGAGCAGCUUCAGUUCCUUACUGCCACCGAAACCGGAUGGGGUGGACAAUCUGUCCUCCGACAGCAACGAUGAUCUUUUGAUAUCGCCGCGGAGGACUCCGCUGAUAUCGCCUCCAUUUCCAUCGAUCGGGUCCGGCGGGGGAAGCAGUCAACCGUCGUCGGUUACCAAAGUGCCCCGGAAGUCGUCGACGUCGACUUCCGCAUCGAUUGAUGAUGAUGAUGACGACGAUGACGAUGAUGACGACGAUGGUAGCGAUUCCGGAAGUGCCAGCGAUGGUGGCUUGAAGAAGGAGAAGAAAAUCAACAAAAUCAAAAGCGACAAAAACAAGCAGGAAACGCUGCUGAAGCUUUUUUCCAAAGACUGUGGUGCUAAGGCUGGUGCCAAGGGCGGCAAGGGUGGCGGCAAAGGCAAGGGUCAGGUUGGCAUAGAAGAAGUACAUCACUCCAAAGCUUCCUCGGUGCAGACCACCGUCAAUACCACUCCCAAUUCCAAAUAUUCUCAUCACCUCCAAGUGCCUCCAGCGGUGGUUCAUCCCCGUACGGUAACUCCCACUCCACCGCAUCAAACUUCCACAGCACCACCAACAACCACCGGCCAUCCUGCCAUGCCAUCGAUCGUCGAAAAAGUGCUUUUAUCUCCCGCCAGAACUGCCUUAAACAAUAUCUCCCUGAUGUGCCGGAUCGAUUUAGGCCGAUUACUGAAAAUCCCGCCCCUUUCGAAACAACAACUGGCCAAGACGAACGAAAGUUAUCGAACCCAGCGCAGUGCCUCUGCUCGACACAAGAGCAAAAGUCCUUACGAACUGAAGGAAAGACCCAACUCGAUUGCUGGCCACUACUUUGAUUCACCUCCGGCUCAAAGGCGCAGCACACUGGAGGAGAAAUCGAACAGCUAUAACAGACUGACUGAUGGGCUGGACCCAAAACUAACCGGAAGUGAUCCAUUGCUGGCUGGUGGGUUGGAAAACGGCCGGCAUCGUAGCAAUUCCAUCACCAGCAACGCCAGCAGCGAUCAUCGUGACCGAUCACGGGAUCGAUCUCGAGACUACCGUGAUCGGGAUCGCGAUUGUACCUCUUCGCCAUCUUUACCUCUCCAUCACCACCACCAUCACACGAACAACAAUCACAAUACUUCCGCGACAGGAUCCGGCUCAAGCCAGAAACAAUCCUCCGCUAAACAACAGUUAACGUACGACGAAAAACCACUACCAGCCACCACCAAAAGCGAAAACAAACUACAGUUCUCUUCACCAAGUCGAACGGCCAACUACCCCCUCAAAGAGGACAAAUCGUCGGUGCUGUACGGUUCAGGAACGCCCGGCAAAGUGUUCAACAUCAAGCACGAAAACAUCAUCAAACAGGAAUAUCCGGAUGCGGCCGAAGACAGCAAACAGCUACCAAAGUUGGCCGCCACUACACAACAAGAGCCCGUCUCUCAGGUGCCGACAACCAACACCAACAACUCAUCAACAACAACCGCAACCGAAAGCCAUCGGAAACGCACCACCAGUUCCAGCAGUAAUUCUUACAAGGAAAAACGCCGGAAAAAGGAUAAAUCCAGCAGCAAGGCACAGACUGAAACCCUCGAUCAAAUGCCUCCGACCAACCAUGACCGGUUAGUGCCGGUCGAACAGGAAAUCACUUCGAAAAUCACCCAACAAUCGCAACAACAACCUGCCCUUACAUCCUCCGUAGCGUCAGCUACAGCUACGACUACAGCCAAUUCCGCUAACAGUGAGCUACCGGUUGAUCCGGUAACGACGGCAACGGCUGUCGUCCCAAUGAACAUGGCCGUCGAACCGACCACCGUGAUCAAGAAGAUCUACGUGUCCUACUUCGAGCGUUCGAACGAGGACGAGUUGGAAGUGAGGGACCAGAAUCGGUACCUUUCGGAGGCCAAACGACUGAAACACGCGGCCGAUCGGGAAGGGGACCAUCUGGCCCAGGCAAUGCUCUACCUGGAGGCGGUGUUAUUCUUCCUGCUCACCGGGGACACCAUGGAGCGGGAUCCGAUUACCGAGAAGGCGGCCUUCACCAUGUACAAGGAUACGCUCAGUUUGAUCAAGUACAUCUCCUCGAAGUUUCGUAGCCAGCAGCAACAUCUCACCGUGCAGGGUAACAUCCACAGCAAGGUGGCGAUUCUAAGCUUGCGGUGUCAGUCGUUGAUCUAUCUGAAGCUGUACAAGAUGCGGCGGUACGAUAUCAAGGAGGUGCAGCGGAGUAUCGCCGAGUACAAUCAGAAGCCGAACCCGACGGUAUCGGCUGACAUAGUCAACGGGAAUACGCCGUCGCCGCUGUCACCAACCUCGGUGGGAUCUCAGAGUUCUGGUUACUGUUCGGGCCAAACUGGUCAAACCGGUCCGAUCCCGGGGGCCUCGAUAAGUUCCUCCCCGUCGCCGUGCUUGCUGAUGCCAGUUCAUGUACACAUGGCAUACCAGAAGCAGUCCACACUCUGUACCCAUCUGAUCAACUGUCAUGAUCUGUGGGAACAAGCGGACAAUCUUGUGAUACGGGGGAACCAUACAGAUUUCUUUAUUGAUCUAGACCACGAAAACGGUCCGAUGACGCUGCACAGUUCCUUGUACAACGUGGUCAAAUACGUUCAAGCGGGCAUCCAGAAGCUGAGGCGAAUGUGAGGGUAUCGAUCGGAGCGGAGUCCAUCGACGUCGCCGUCAUUGUCGUCGUCGUCGUCGUCGGAUGAGGACCACUAGCACUAACUUGCAAAACGGUGAUGAUCGGGACCAAAGUGGACCACCAAAAAAACUAGAAACAAAAGCAACUACUCAACAAACCAACUAACGGAAGUACCGGUGAGACUGAAACGUUUUUAAAAUGAGAAUUAGCCGACUGGAGGGAGGGAUGGAUGGGACGGGGAAAGGACAAGUUCCUACUGUGUUCGGUGCUGAUUUCAUAUCCCAAAAAAAAAAUGGAUUGCCCUGGUCUAUUGAGACGACACAGUAUCGGGUGCGGACAAUAAUCUUGGCUUCGCUGAAUGCUUGGACGAAACGAACGGAGAUCGAUCGUCAAUCGGUGGAUUUGAGCAGCUGCGCUACUCUACACCAACAACAACACCAAACUGUGAUUUGUACUAAAACAAAAACAAAGGAUCCACAAUGCUCGCGUGGUGCAACAACAGAAUUACGCAAUUGGGCGCGCAAUUUGCCCACCCAAAAAGUAUAUGGAAAGUUCCAGUUGUGGAAUUGCGUUUGAAAGUUUUCCAUUUUUUUAUCGUUUGCUUUUACCUUUCACAGCAGCUCAUUUGUACAUUUAUCUCGGUUUUUCUUUUUGUUUUGUUUUCGGUACUCGGACCGUUUAUUAAUAUUAUGCUCCACUAUUUGCGGGCAGGAAAACUCCCGUUUUAGUAUGACUAUUGUUUAAUUAUUUUUUUCUGUAUCUACACCUGGCUGGAUUAGGGAAGACGAGAUAAGCCUCAAUCUUGUGUAAGCAAUUAAUUUGUUGAUUCUUUCUAACUUUUUUUUAUUUUACUUCAAAACACGUUUGCAACAUCAAUAAACGAACCAUUUCGUUGUUUUAUUGGAUAAAAUUCGAUGUUAUUGUGAUUAUUUGCUGAAAAAUUAUGACUAAAAGAAGCUCAUUGCCGAACUCAAAUUUAUGAUGUGAAAUGGCUAUGUUUUUAUUAACUGAUAGGUAUCAAAGAUAUUAUACAAUACAAAUUUGAUUUGCUUCAAGAUUGGAAAUAAGUCUCAUUUGGCAAUUUUAUUUGAGUGGACUGGUAAGCGGUUUUCAAAAAGUCGUGGAAACUAAUCCAAAGCAUUUUUUUUUUAAUUUUAACCAUACCUAAUUGACAUCUUGUUCCAAACGCUAUAAAAAUCACACUGACGAUCAAAAGGUCCAAACAUCUUAUUCUAUAGUUUUUAAAAAGCCCAAUUUGGGCUUCUUUAAUAUACCCGAAUAUUAAAAAAAAUCAUAGAAUUGUUUCAAAGUUUAAUGAACAGAUACGAGUACCAAAUUUUAAUGCAAUUAUGACUAAUAUAGUUUUGAUCAUCAAGUUUCUUUUGGUGAAACUGGACCGAUAAAACAGCGACGCUAUUCCCUUCUGAAGUUCCUUUGCCUUCGAAAAGCAUCAAUUAGGUUAAUCUUCCUUAGUUAAAAUAAGAAAUUAUGUAGCUCAGUUUAGCUUACGAUUAUAGCCAAUUUUUUGUAGCGGAAAAACGAAGCCCAAACAAUAAGACUUGUUAGGACUCGUUGUAGGUGUGCUUUAGAACUGUUUAGUUAAAUGACAUUCGAGUUUGAGUUAACCAUCAAUUUAUUGAUCUUUUUUAAACAAAAAACUGGCUUUUAGAGGUAUCGUUUUAAAUUAUUUUUUUUUUGUUUUUUUUUCUCCGUAAAUUUUUUGUCUAAGUAGCUUUAAGUGUUAAAGUUAACGUUUGCUUUUUAGUUUCUCUCAAGUUUAAAUUAUAUUUCCGCGUCGUUUUCUGUUAUAUUUUGACACGUAUUUUCCCUUAUUUCGUCCCUUGAAAGAAUAAUUCAUAAAUUUCUUAAGAAAAUCAACUAGAAAAUGCUAGGUUUUAUAUCAAGAAAUAGCCCUCUUCAUUUGCUGUACAAU